CACAAACGAGUCUUCUUAACCCCUUACCUGCCUUAUGUGUGUGUAUAUAUAUAACAUCUCAACUUAUAUAUCAAUCAGCCACCUUGUGUUUAAUUAAGAUGGAGAGAAGACAUAAAACACUAUGCCAUCUUUUCCUCAAAUGCCUUUUGUUGGCAGCAAUUUUGCUCUCCAGCAGCUUCAACUAUAUUUCCACUGCUCAAGCCAUGCGGUCCCUCCACAAGUACAGGAGCAACCUGCCCAACAAAAUGCUAGUCAUUGAUAAAUACUUUCAACAUAUUAUUUCAAGAAAUGAUGAGAUGUUGAGACGAAAGUUACACGACGUUCCAGGAGGACCCAACCCAGGACCCCCAAAUUUCAAGCACGUUCUUCACACCAGGCAGAAUGGAUCACCACGAGGCCCAUAAAGUCAAGGAUGAGAGCUCUGUUUGAUUUGAUUUGUUUGCCAAAUGUUUUAUUGUGUUAAAGGUUUUCAAUCCAUAGUGUACUUCCUCUAUGCACCGUUACUAUAAUACUACGUACUUCAUAAGAGUUGUGUAAACCUUUGAAGGUUAGGUUCAUACCUUCAAUGUAUACAUUUCCUGUUUUGCUAUACAUACUCUCUCCGUCCUAUAAGAAAUUUAUUUAUAAAUUUUCAUUAUUUGAUUAUCUAAGAAAAGUAUGGAGUAUUACCUUUGUUUAGAUCUAGA
Molecule: messenger RNA, 686 nt
Organism: Cuscuta europaea
Lineage: Eukaryota; Viridiplantae; Streptophyta; Magnoliopsida; Solanales; Convolvulaceae
Source: the annotation of a GenBank genome assembly